Messenger RNA from Symbiodinium sp. CCMP2456, 1943 nucleotides. NCBI's taxonomy places the organism in Eukaryota, Dinophyceae, Suessiales, Symbiodiniaceae. The record is from the annotation of a GenBank genome assembly.
AUGUCAAUGAACAAGGCUGCGAUGAUCUGCCUAAUCGCCUGGCUCGGAGCCCUGGAAAUUGCUGGUGACGUCUUCUGGGAUCCACCAAACGAGACAUCCCAGGUAGAUGGCUACUCCCUGUAUUUGAACGGUGCCACGGUGAACCGCUCUGUCGUCGGUGUCCCUGCAGCUUUGGGCACGAACACGCUGCCCGUCCCCACAGAGACCGUGCUUCCUCCCUACACCUCACUGCUCGUUUACACCUUUUCUUCCCUCACGGAGCAGUCGUCGCCGGCGGAGUUGGACAUCAGUGACACCAGCUCGACAGUCACGAAUGUGCUCUUGGUGGACAAGGAUCUAGAUGAAGAGGAGCUGGGUGGCGAGAUCACUUGGACUGAACCGUCGGACACGGCCCAGAUCCGCUUCUAUGCAACUUACAUGGAAGGCCCAACGGUGAACCGCUCGCAGAUUGGAGCUUUCGUCCCGGUCGGAAUCUCGAACACCUCCUUGGAUCCAGACACUCCGCUGGAGAACUACACAGAGAUCACGGUCUACACUCGCUCUGGAUUGGUGGAGCAGAGCGUGCCUGCCAUCUACAGCAUCAGUGACACCUUUGCCGUGGCUCGCACCCUCAGCUUUGAGGAUGAUGAUUUGGAUGGCUUAGAGAUUGCCGGUGAUCUGAUCUGGCAGCCGCCCGCGAAUCUUGACCAAGUCACUCACUAUGUCGCUUACUUGGCCAACAACUCCUUCGGUGCCUGGCGCUCCCAACUAGGCAUCCUAGACAUUCCUGUGGGCACGAACCAGCAGAUCCUGUUGGAGGACACCGCUUGGGAGCUGUACCUGCUGGUCUACACCAAGUCAUCGCUGGCGGAGCAGACCACGCCGGCGUUUCUUCCAGCUAGCGAUUCAUCUUCCUCUGUUCCGAAUGUCACGUUCGUGGACAAGGACUUGGAUGCUGGCGAGAUGGGUGGCACCAUCAUUUGGGCCGAGCCUGCAGACUCAGAGCGCUUAGCUGCCUACACUGUCUACCGAUCGUUUGGAUCCGACGGUGUGCUGGGCAAAUCCAGGCUUUACAACGAUGUGGCCAAGGGAGGUGGAAACACCGUGCCAGUGAUGCCAGAUAUGCAGAUUGGCGUCUUCUGGUACAUCGCUGUCUACUCCAGGUCCUCGCUGUACGAGCAGACCACUCCGGUGGUAAUCGAAAUCAACGACACAGUGGCCAAGGUCAACAUCUCCAGCUUCACAGACAGAGACCUCGACGAGAAUGACCUGGGCGGGGUGGUCCUGUGGCAGCCGCCGGCAGACGAAUCUGAGGUGGUUCACUACCGCUUCUAUCUCGCAGAAGAUGUCGAUGGGACCGUACGCACUGCAUUGGGGCUGGAGACCGCUGUCGGAACGAAUGAGGAGCUACUUCCUCCAGAGACUAUCAAGGAGAACAGCACCCACCUCCUGGUGUAUACCGUCUCCACAUUGGCGGAGCAAACGACUCCAGAUGCCCUGCCCAUCUACGACAUGAUCGCCAGUGUGUCCCAGGUAGCUUUCAUUGAUCAAGACACGGAUUUCGGGCAGCUGGGCGGCGAGGUUACGUGGUUUGCUCCCGACGACGUUUCGAGGGUCACGCACUACCUUGCUUAUCUUGCGCAAGACGCUGUUGGAGCAGCCAAGUCACAGAUCGACGUUGACCUUCCGGAGGGCACCUUGAAUGUCACUGUCAUUGCCGACACACAGCUGCACCAGAAUACGCACGUGGUUGUGUACACUCGGUCGUCUCUUGUGGAGCAGACCACCCCAGCUUUCCUUGAGAUUUCCGACACGAUCUCGUCGGUUCCGUACCUUCGCUUUACGGAUCUGGAUCUCGAUCCGCUCCAGAUUGGAGGUUACUUGGAGUGGGUGGCUCCGGAGGACAACUCCACCAUUACGCAUUACACCCUAUAUGCCGCAGAAGAUGCCCUGGGUUCCAACAG